GCAGGAUAUUUCAUGUAAAUUGCUACCGUUGAUGAAGAUAACUGCUAGAGUGAUACCCAACUCCACUCUGCUGAGCUUCGAAACUAGAAAUUUUGAAAUGCUUCUUCUCCAUCUUCACCCCUGCAUAUCUCUUCAGAAACACCCAUUUUUUUCUCCUCCUUCCCUCUUCUUCAACAGCCACAACAAAGCUUCAGUAUCUGCGUUUAGGGUGGGAAGAUGGGAAGCACUCAAGAAAAGUAGAAGAAGAGGACAAGGACCUCCGGUCAGAGCGGCGGAGAAAGAUUCGGAUUAUGAAGUUGACCCGGAUAAGGCCCGAGAGGCUCUGAGAAAGCUCGAUGAACAGCUUCAAUCUCUUGCCCAGAAAAAACCCGACCCUCCUCCUAAGAUUAGAGCUUCAGAUGUGAAUGGUGCUCCGAGUCGAAUGACACAAGUCCCAGAAGCAAAAGAAAUUACGUCUUCUGAUUUGGUUAAUUUAGCCAUUCUUCUCUUUGUGCUUACCAUUUUGUAUAAUGUGUUCUUCCUGGCGGUGAUUAAGCCCGCCGUUGAUGGACCGGAGGAUAUUGCUCCAGAAAUCACUUCAGUUUUAGAAACUCAACAAGCUUCUUCACCAUUUCAGGGAACGUAAUCUGUUGGGUAUUUGAAAAUGUACCAUUUUCUUGUCUCACAGAAACAUCAUACGACUCAUUUCCAUGUCAAAUGUUAUACAUACCAUGAAGGCAUGAACUGAUUCUGCUUUACAAAGUUACUGUUGAGAUUUCAGUUGAAUAAGAGAAAUAAAUCAUUUAUUCAAA
Molecule: messenger RNA, 791 nt
Organism: Ipomoea triloba (trilobed morning glory)
Lineage: Eukaryota; Viridiplantae; Streptophyta; Magnoliopsida; Solanales; Convolvulaceae
Exons: 2
Coding region: 32-625 (197 amino acids)
Source: RefSeq, a predicted model, not a curated record